Ambispora leptoticha is the source of this 3012-nucleotide messenger RNA. NCBI's taxonomy places the organism in Eukaryota, Fungi, Glomeromycota, Glomeromycetes, Archaeosporales, Ambisporaceae. The record is from the annotation of a GenBank genome assembly.
AUGGCAACCGAACGUACUUACAUUAUGGUCAAACCAGAUGGUGUUGAGCGAGGUCUUGUUGGUGAGAUUAUUAAACGUUUCGAGAAUAAAGGUUAUCAAUUGUUGGCUCUUCAAAUGAUUAAACCAACCAAAGAACUUCUGGAAGAGCAUUAUACUGAUCUCAAAGAGAAACCCUUUUUCCCGGGUCUCAUUAAAUAUAUGUCAGCUGGUCCUGUUGUUGGAAUGGUAUGGAUCGGAAAAGAUAUUGUGAAAGUCGGUCGUCGGCUUCUUGGUGAGACGAACCCGCUUGCAUCGAAUCCUGGCACUAUUCGUGGUGACUUUGGAAUUGAUGUCGGACGUAAUCUCUGCCAUGGUUCCGAUAGUCCAGAUAACGCUGAAAGAGAAAUUAGCUUAUGGUUCCCUAAUGGAGUAGUUCAAUGGGAUCCGACAGAAAAUAAUAUGACACAAAAAGAUUUGGUAGAAGUUGUCGCAACAUUCGCGAUUAUCGAUGGUCAUGCACAUCCGUUGCUCACAAACCAGAACUGGCAUACAUAUCCAAUUGAAGCAGCAUUCACCGAAGCAACGAAUCCUGCCUUACAAGAUUCCACACAUACACUUUCCCUUAAAAGAGGGAUAAAAAAAUUGACUCAACUCUCUUCCAAACUAUAUGGUCCCGAGAUUUCUUCACCCUCUUCUCAAUUAGAAUCCCUCAAAACUCAACGUGCGCAACACUCUUUUGAAGAAUGCUGUGAAACGUGUUUCAAAGCACCUAACGUCAAUAUUCAGUGUAUUUUAUUUGAUGACGGUUUGUACGGUGAUUUUCAGUCGUUAGAGAGUCAUGCUGGGUUGGUUGACCAGGUUAGACGUGUUGUGAGAAUUGAACGCGUUGCCGAGGAAAUUUUGGAAAACCUAUCUUUAGGUCGUGAAGAAGAUAUUGAUUUAUCUCGAUUUGGAUCUUUGUUGCGAGAAAAACUUAUCGAAUUAGCGAAAGAUGAUAAUGUGGUUGCAUUUAAAUCUAUCGCUGCCUAUCGUACUGGAUUAAAUAUUAAUGCCCAUAAAGAAGAGAAUCCCAAAAUUGAGGAUGCUCUGAUUGAGAUUCUCCAAAAAUCUCGCAGCAACAAAUCUCAACUUCAACCUGUUCGAAUUGAUGAAAAGGUGGUGAUUGAUUUCAUUGUUAAUAUUGGAAUAAAAAUUGCUAGUGAUUUUAAAAAACCGAUUCAAUUUCACACCGGAUUCGGCGAUAAUGAUCUCGAUCUCAUUUAUAGUAAUCCACUUCAUUUGAGAGCGUUAAUCGAGAAAAAUCCUGAUGCGAAAAUUGUACUUUUACAUGCUUCGUAUCCAUAUACGCGUCAAGCCGGAUAUCUUGCUUCGGUAUACAAUAAUGUAUUUGUUGAUAUCGGGAUGAUCUUUCCUCAGAUCUCUCGUUAUGCACAAUUACAAACACUGCAUGAAAUUAUCUCUCUCACUCCUACGAAUAAGAUAUUGUUUUCUACUGAUGGACAUCAUGUGCCCGAAGUCUUUUAUUGCGCUGUAGUUGAUGCAAGAGACACCUUAACAAAAGUUUUAAUAGAGACAAUUGAAAACGGUGAUCUCAGCAACGAAGAGGCGAUUGAAAUCGCAAAGAAAAUAUUAUUCUUUAAUGCGAAUUCAGUUUAUAAUCUCUCGCUUACACCGAAAUCAUUAGAAACAACACUACCAAUUUCAGACGCGGAAGUGAAUCCUAUUCAAGCGAUAAGAAAAUUCCGUGCUAAUGGUGCCAAAUUUGUUCGAGUUGACUGGUUGGAUAUAAGUAACAUCCACCGUCAUCACGUAAUACCAAUCGAGAGAUUCGAAAAACACACGAUAAACUCAGGGGUAUCAGUAGCAAAAGUUGUACAAUGUCUUCCUUACUGUAACGACGCAAUAAUACCAAACUCAUUAAACGCCACAGGAGAAAUAUUAUUAAAACCCGACCUGAAAACACUUAAACAGACAGCAUUUCCAGCCCAAAUUAGAGCCCAUUCAUUUAUGGUGGAAAAAAUCACUGGUAGACCAUUCGAACUAUGUCCUAGAUUGUUGUUGAAAAAAAUUGUGGAUGAUGCGUAUAAGGAGUUUGGAGUGAAAUUUUUGAUUGGCUUUGAAUCUGAAUUUUGUGUGAUUAAUACAAGUGAAGAUGGUUCUUUUAAACCGAUCGAAGAUUCUGUGUAUGCAGCGAGUUCUGCUAUGCGCUGUCCUCUUUGGAUUAGUUCUGCUCUUGAAGAGAUUGCAGAGUCAUUACUUGAACAAGAUAUUGAAGUCGAACAGUAUGAAAUGGUGACUGGGCCAGCGCCACCUUUAGAAUCAAUUGAUAAUCUAGUUUCGACCAGACAAACGAUCUAUGAUAUUAUUGCUAAAUAUGGGCAUCAGGCGACCUUCUUACCGAAACCUUUUCCUGAUCAAGCCGGUAAUGGGUCACAUCUUCAUUUAUCCCUGACAACGGAAAACAAAGAUUCGUCCAAUAAUGAUAGAUUAUCAAAAUACGAACAAUCAUUCAUUGCGGGCACAUUACGACAUCUUCGUGCCCUUUGUGCCUUGACAUUGCCCACACCAAAUUCGUAUCAUCGUAUAGUCAAUGGAUGUUGGGCCGGGUCUACUUAUGUUUGUUAUGGAUAUGAAAAUCGAGAAACACAAAUUCGCAUUUGUUAUCGUGGCGGAUCAUAUAAUUUUGAGCAUCGAUUUUUGGAUGCGACUGCUAAUCCUUACAUUGCUGCCGCUGCAUUGAUUGCCGCCGGUAUAACUGGCAUGAGGGAAGGAUUGGAUUUAUCAAAGAACAAACCCAUUGAAGUCGACCCUGCAACUCUUUCCGACCAAGAACGACAUGCUUAUGGAAUUACUGAUCGAAUACCUCUUUCUCUCCGUGAAUCAUUGAAUGCAUUUAAGAAAGACGAAGUUUUACAAGAUGUUUUGGGAAAAGAAUUUUCGAGGAUUUAUUUGACUGUGAAGGAGGGUGAACUUGCUUUUGCAGAAAAUUUGAAUUCUCAAGAGCUCAUAAAAGUUUUGAUUUCGAGAUAUUAG